UUUAAUCGAUGACAGAUGGCGUUGACAGUACCUUCAUCUGAACAUCAACACAACAUAUGGUUCAUCCCCGAAAUGCAGGAACAAAAUAUUCCCAUCGACAUUCAGACUUCAAAGCUUCUCGAUUGGGUUAUCAGUCGACGACACUGUGCGAAAACAUGGCCCCAGCAAAUUACCCUCAUUCGCGAGAAAAUAAAUUCAGCUAUUCAAGACAUGCCAGAGCAUAAAGGAAUCACCAAACUACUAACAGGAACAUAUAUUAACUACUUUCACUGCCUCCAAAUUAUUGAAAUAUUGAAAGAAACAGAAGCUGAUACUAGAAGUCUGUUUGGACGAUAUGGGUCACAAAGAAUGAAAGAUUGGCAAGAAGUUGUUCGCUUGUACGAAAAAGAAAAUGUUUAUCUUGCAGAAGCAUGCCAAAUUCUUAUGAGAAAUGUGGCAUAUGAGAUUCCUGGAAUUAAGAAAUCCAUAGCUAAAUAUGAGCAAGUUCAGCAUGAUACUGAGAAGAAAGAAGUGGAGUGUGUAAAAAAUGCUCAAGAUUUCAGAGACAAAUAUAAAUCACUUGCAAAUCAACUGGGUAUUGAAGGAAAGAACAUCAAGAGUGAGCUGACUGAUCUACUUGGUAGCUUGCCAGAGAUGUACAAAGAAGUGGCAACACAGGCAAAGAAAACUAAAGAGGCAUCAGCUUUUUACCGAUCAUUCCUUGGACAGAUUAUCACAAACAAUAGUGAACUCACCUGCCUUCCGGUUUUGCAGUACAUCAUCGAACAUGGAAAUACAACCGUGUACGAGUGGCGAUAUGGCGAACCACCUUUACGUAUAGAAGAGUCCGUUUUGUUUGUUGAACCCGAAGCUUCUGUGACUACCGAUGAUGCUAUUGACUUUGGCGAUGCAGCUAUUGAUUUUGGGACCAGCGACGUCGAAUUGGAAACCGGAGAUAUUGACUGGGGGCAAAUUGACAUGCUUCCUGACGCACACGAGGCAACGAUAGACUUUUCAACAACUGAAGAUGCUGAACUCGGAAUUGUUGUCCAGGAGGCGGGCGUUGAAGGUGGAGUAGCAAAAGACAAUGAAGCAUUCACGAUGUUGGAUUAUCAUAAGACCAGAAACAUGUUUCUCGACGAUCUCGCGGAGCUGGAAGCUUUCUUGAGACAGCGUUUGAUGGAAAUUCAAGCAACUGCUAAAGAGUCUAAGAUGGGUUUUAGUUUCUCUCAAUCACAUUCUAGCACCGAAAUAUCACCACAAGAGCUUGAAGUCAUGCUCAGCCACGUUUUGAGUACUUUGGAUGCUAUAAACCGACCUAAACUGAAAAAUUUAGCUCUUAUCCGUGAAUCACCAAGGUACGUUGAUCGUGUAGCCAAUUCGUUGCAGCAGCACCUACAUUUGGCCGACAAAGUGGAAGGAAAUCGAACGACGUUAGCCGAAAGACGCCGUACUGCUGCUACGGAACAAGCUCGUCUUCAGCCAACAUUGAAGAAGCUGAUCGAACGUACAAAAGAACUGCAGGCUGAUUUAGAGAAAAACAUAUCGAAAAAAUAUAACAAUAGGCCCGUUCAUAUAACUGGCGGCGUAACCUCCCUCUGAGAAGCAAGACGAUUGCGGACGUCUUUUGGGUUUCUUUUUUGUUUUCGGGUGAGAUUCUUUAAUAAUACAUUUUUGUCUUAUUCAUUGCAAAA
Messenger RNA from Daphnia magna, 1673 nucleotides. Its product is annotated as CDK5 regulatory subunit-associated protein 3. Gene Ontology annotation, biological process: regulation of cyclin-dependent protein serine/threonine kinase activity; regulation of mitotic cell cycle. The record is from RefSeq and is a predicted model, not a curated record. Gene Ontology annotation, cellular component: endomembrane system. Lineage: Eukaryota; Metazoa; Arthropoda; Branchiopoda; Diplostraca; Daphniidae.